Molecule: messenger RNA, 1302 nt
Organism: Pyrus x bretschneideri (Chinese white pear)
Lineage: Eukaryota; Viridiplantae; Streptophyta; Magnoliopsida; Rosales; Rosaceae
Product: MYB-like transcription factor EOBI
Exons: 3
Coding region: 297-1079 (260 amino acids)
Biological process (GO): regulation of DNA-templated transcription
Cellular component (GO): nucleus
Molecular function (GO): DNA-binding transcription factor activity; sequence-specific DNA binding
Source: RefSeq, a predicted model, not a curated record
UCUAAAGUUCAAAUCUCUUCUUUUAGUAUCCAAGAAAAAUAAAUGAAUAAUAAAGAUGAUAUUUCUGUGAGAUCAGAUGACUCGUACCUCAAAUAGUGCAAAGCAUAGGGAAGAUUUCGAAAACGACAGCAAAUUGACUGAUGGAAUUACAAAGUGAGGGCUUAUGUUGCAGACAUAUAAAUACGCAAACAAGCACUACAAAAAAUACCACAGCAUCUGGAAGACAAAGUCUUUAGAUAAAAGCAUAUCUAUUACCUAAGCAUAACACAAAAGUUGUGCUAAUUAAACUAUCACACAUGUAUUUGGGGAUGAUGGCAGGUCAACAUAUGGGUUGGGGUUUAAUAGAAGAGGAGGGUUGGAGAAAGGGUCCUUGGACUGCUGAGGAAGAUAGGUUGCUUAUUGAGUAUGUGAGGGUUCAUGGUGAAGGCAGAUGGAACUCUGUGGCCAGACUUGCAGGACUGAAAAGGAAUGGAAAGAGCUGCAGGCUGAGGUGGGUAAAUUAUUUGAGGCCAGACCUUAAGAGGGGGCAAAUUACUCCACAUGAAGAGAGAAUAAUAGUAGACCUACAUGCAAGAUGGGGGAAUAGAUGGUCAACUAUUGCAAGGAGUUUGCCUGGAAGGACUGAUAAUGAGAUCAAGAACUAUUGGAGGACCCAUUUUAAGAAAAAAGCGGUUAAAGGGGUUUCUGAUGCCUCCGAGAAGGUGAAAACUCGCCUUUUAAGGAGGCAACAGUUUUACCAGCAGCAGCAACUCAAUCAAGCAGAUCUGAAGAAAAUCAUGGCCUUACUGGAUGAAAAUGACAACAAUAAAAUACCAUCCUGCUGGCCUCAAGUGAAGCCGGAUUCGGAGACUUCUACUACUACUGUAUGCCCUCACACAGCUGAUCAGGAGCAAGGAUUCUUCAGCUCCAUGCUGCACGGGAAUGUGUAUGUGCCUGAACCUGCCUCCACUAAUGAGGAAAAUUUUCUGUGGGAUGGUUUGUGGAACUUGGAUGAUAUCCAUGGUAAUUUUAACACAACUUCAGCUUGUGCAACAGGAAAAACUAGUUUGCACAGCAACUUGGUGGUUCCUUUUUGUUGAAUUUGAGCAGACUUUGAUUUUUCAAGUGUAACAAGUGGUGUGAAUUUUGGGUUGUAAAAUAAUCAUGCAAUCCAAGGCUACCUACUUAUUUACCAUGCUUUUUGCUUUUAUUUUAAAAUAAUGGCUCACCAUUUUAACUAUAGGAGAAUUGUAAUUAUUUUGGUUGUUGCUUAACUUGUAUUGGUACUUGCUAGACAAGCUAUUGGAAAUCAAAAACCGUUGC